AUGGAAGCUAAGCAUGGGUACAAGCUUGUCGUGGGUGUGGACUACGGUACCACCUUCACAGAAAUUGCAUAUGUCCUUACAACUCAUGUAGGUGGUCAAGCAGAUAUUGAUAGUAUCGAUUUGAUCAAGCAGUGGCCUCCAGGUAUUAAUGGUAAGGCCAACACCCCAUCCCUAAUUUCAUACAUGCAGGAUGGAGGAGCCCCUCUCUGGGGCUUUGAGGUCACACAAGACGUGCGAUCAUAUGCCUGGACAAAGCUGCUAUUGGACGCAAACUUUCAAAGUAGCAGCAAGUUCGACGAUACAUUCCUGAAGAUCGCCACUGCUUCAAAGAUUCUGGAGCUGCCUGACCAGAAGGAAGCUGUAGACACCGUGAAAGACUAUCUUUCUCAGAUCUACACACACAUCCAGACCUAUAUCUCCGCCGAACUGGGUCUAAGUGGAGUGCCGAUCGAUUUCUGGUUCACGACGCCGGCCAGCUGGUCCGAAGAGACGCAGAACCUAAUGCAUCAAGCAAUCCAAGGAGCCGGCUUUGGAAAAAGCCCUCAACAUCGAGUGUGGACCAUACCAGAACCAGAGGCUGCAGCUCUUGCUGUUUUCAGUGACAGAAGGGUCAAUUUCGAGGAUAUCACAACAUACUAUGUCACAGAUGUCGAUCCGACAAUCUCUCUUGAGCAGAUCACCACCGUUAUGGGGGCUAAAUGUGGUGGAACUGCUAUUGACAGUCGAUUCUAUGAACUACUGUCUAAUAGGGUUGAAGGGGGAUUCGAUUCCCUAUCCCUGAGCGAGAUCCGACCAGGGAGCCGCGCCAUGGAAAAGUUUGAAAGGAUCAAGACUCGUUUCAAUGGUGAAAUGAGUCGGUCUUGGCACUUUGAUUUCAACUUGAAUUUCCCGUCUCCCAGCCAAAGACGAAGACGUGUUGUCCUUGAACCCGAAGAUAAACCCCGAACGCACGUGUAA
Penicillium psychrosexuale is the source of this 957-nucleotide messenger RNA. RefSeq names its product Hsp70 family protein. The transcript is spliced from 4 exons. NCBI's taxonomy places the organism in Eukaryota, Fungi, Ascomycota, Eurotiomycetes, Eurotiales, Aspergillaceae. Bases 1 to 957 code for a protein of 318 amino acids. The record is from RefSeq and is a predicted model, not a curated record.